Messenger RNA from Gastrolobium bilobum, 1448 nucleotides. RefSeq names its product CASP-like protein 2B1. NCBI's taxonomy places the organism in Eukaryota, Viridiplantae, Streptophyta, Magnoliopsida, Fabales, Fabaceae. Bases 664 to 1269 code for a protein of 201 amino acids. The record is from RefSeq and is a predicted model, not a curated record. The transcript has 3 exons.
UUCUUUGCUUAAGUUUUCAGCAAACAAAUUUCCACACUAAGGCCAAACAAGAGAAGCUCACCGUUAUUCUGCUUUUUCAGUCAUAUUUACCACCAAACUAAAAGGUUUUCUGUUGAGAACCAAUCCGUUCCCCAAACUCCAAAGGGAAUGGUAAAAACUAAGCAUCAUGUCUUCCUCUACCAUCUGUUUGGUGUAUGGUCUAGGCAAAAGAAAUGGGGCAUCAUAAAUUUAUCUGCAUGGUCCUAAUUAGAUGACAAGAAUUAAGGCACUCCUCACGCUAUCCGAUCCUUUCUAGGGACAAGAAAUUGUUACUUUUUCCUAGAAACAAUAAAGGAGCACUAAAAACCAUAUUUUUCUUUUUAUUUAUCAGUCCUUAAAUGCAUAACCAGAGGUGAUAGCAGACCCAUUUAAUGACUGCAUGUAUGCAAAGGCUGAAGGGCCUUUGUCUAUACCUGCUUUCUGUCCUAGCAGCCUCAAGUUUUGACCACUUGUCACACUGUGCUACACGUGUGUCUAUAUAAGUAGUGGAGAGCUCUAGGUUGUUGUUCACACAUGGUGCUCAGUGCUCACUACUUAAGUGCUUUUACUUCUUGGUGUAUUUGAGGAUUUCUAUUAUAUUGUUCUGUCUCUCUUGUUUCUGAGUGUUGAUUUUAGAGGAAAGAAAUGAGUUAUUUGGGUGUAGGUGUUAGUCCUGGGAAUGUCCCAGUGUACCACAGCACAAACCUGAAAGUAUUGGAUGGAAGGAUUAGGAUAACAGAGUUGGUGUUGAGGUGUGUGAUCCUUGGUUUGGGAGUUCUUGCAGCUGUUCUUGUGGGGACUGAUUCCCAAGUCAAAGAGUUUUUCUCCAUUCAGAAGAAAGCUAAGUUUACAGACAUGAAGGCUUUAGUGUUCCUGGUAGUUGCUAAUGGGUUAGCUGCUGGCUACUCCUUAAUCCAAGUGUUGCGCUGUAUCGUGAGUAUGGUCAAAGGAAGAGUACUCUUUAGCAAGCCCUUAGCUUGGGCCAUUUUUUCUGGUGAUCAGGUAAUGGCAUAUAUAACAUUGGCUGCAGUGGCAGCUGCAGGGCAAUCUGCUGUGUUUGCAAAGCUGGGACAGCAAGAACUGCAAUGGAUGAAGAUAUGCAACAUGUAUGGGAAAUUCUGCAACCAGGUGGGAGAAGGGAUUGCUAGUGCUAUUGUGGUUAGCCUUAGCAUGGUGGUCUUGUCUUGUAUUUCUGCUUUUAGUCUCUUCCGUUUGUAUAGCGGUAACAAGAACAAAAAUGCAUGUUGGUAGUUUAGAAACUACCAUAGAUUCGAGUUAAUAACCUACCACUCACCCCCACUGUUUCUUGUCCAGCAUAGUAGUUAUGUAAUUUACAAGGCUCUUUUCGUGUAUAUGUUGUAGUGAAUGAUGAUGGUAAUAUGAGAAUUCGGCUGUGUUAUUGAUCUAGACAUCGAGUGCUUGAUAAUUGG